Ricinus communis (castor bean) is the source of this 468-nucleotide messenger RNA. RefSeq lists its product as uncharacterized. The transcript has a single exon. The record is from RefSeq and is a predicted model, not a curated record. The coding region runs from base 1 to 468 and encodes 155 amino acids. NCBI's taxonomy places the organism in Eukaryota, Viridiplantae, Streptophyta, Magnoliopsida, Malpighiales, Euphorbiaceae.
AUGGAUGCGUGUCACUUACUUCUUGGGAGACCUUGGCAGUUUGACCAUGAUACGGAGCACAAAGGUAAAUCAAAUGUAUAUAUUGUAACUACCAAAGAAGGUAGAAAAGUUAGAUUGUUGCCUUUACCUCCCAAAGUUGCUAAGAAAGAAAAAGAGAAAAGCAACUUCCUUGUAACUUGUAAUGAAUUUAAAAAUUUAGUGAAAGAAAUGGGGGGUGGGUAUGCUUUGGUUGUAAGGGCCAAAGAAGAAAAGGGUACUUCUUGUGAUAACUCAUCAUCCCUUAAUGAGUUAUUAGAAGAGUACAAAGAUGUUUUUCCGGAUGACAUACCAAAAGGCCUUCCACCACUUAGAGGCAUUGAGCAUGCCAUCGAUUUAAUUCUAGGGGCAUCCUUACCCAACAAGGCAGCCUAUAAAUGCAAUCCGGAAGAAAGUAAGGAACUUCAGUGUCACACCCCCAUUACAUGCUAA